GAGUAUCCUUUAAUUUAAUUGGGUGAAUUAGCUUUAGUUUUUUGUAAUUAAUUAGUAGUCAUAUUUCUUAAAAGUUGAACAAAAUAUUAUAAAAUCAGAUACUAUAUGUUCUAAACAUUGCUGAAUAUUGAUCGAAGGAUUUUUUCCAAGUUUUCAAAGAUCAGUCAAAGUGUCUGACUUGAGCUGUUUUGAGUAGUUCUUGAGUCUCAAUAAAUUUUAAGAAAUAACCUUACACUCACAGAAUUUUACUUUAUCAAGAUGGGAAGCUGAAAUGUUAUACGUGUAGUAGGAAAUGCACUGAUGGAGAUUUUCAGCCAUUCUGGUGCUUCCAGAAACAUUUGAAAAAUCUUAGGUCAUCAAAAAUCGUUUUAAAAUCUGGCUCAAUGAACUCGAAUGGUGCAUUGGGAAGGUAGUUGGGUAGAUUUUUUCAUACCUUCUCCCUCAAGUUGCUGGAUUUUUAAUUAGAAUACAAUUCUCAAUUUUUUCAAGCCCCCCUCCCCUCCAAAAGGUCUAAAAAAAAGUAGCACCAGGAGUGUCGCGGAUUCGCGGUUAUUAAUUAUAUUUGGCUAUGUUUUUGUUAUAUUUAAAGUUCGCGAUCUCGAUAAUAUUCGGCUGCUAGGUUUGUUAUCUUGAAGAUUCAAAAGUUUUUGUUAUUGUUUUUAUUCGAAAAUAAAUAGAGUACGAAAAGGGUUCGUAUUGAAGUGAUUAAAUCAAUCGCCCUUAUUGUUGAAUUCCUUUUUCGUUAUGGUAGCAGGCUGAUCCUAAAUAAUCGUUCGUUUCGUCCUCCGAAUUCGUUGGUAAAUUCCAAAAAUGCCGGAAACCAGCGAAAAUGCCGAAAAGCUAAAAGCGUUAUCCACCCGAAAGUCCAGACUUCGUUCUUCACUGACUAGAAGUAUGUCAUACGUAAGUGAGAAGCUGGCGACGGCAGAUUUUAACGAAGUUAAAGUGAAAUUGACAAUGGUCGAAGAUAUAUAUAAAAAUUAUCUUGCUUUACUUGACGAAUUCGACAACUUCGAAGUUCCGGAUCUGGACCCUUUCAUAGAAAAAUUCGAAGAUGACUACAUCGCCAUUAAAGGUAAAUUAGAAAGCAGUAUCGAAAAAUUCUCUAAUAGCAGUGCUGUUCCAGGUUUUAAAAGACAGUGUACAACUGAAUCUGGUGGUAGCGGUAGUUGUUGUUCUUCUUCAAAAGCUACGAUUAAGUUACCAAAGUUGGAGUUGAAGAAAUAUGGUGGUAAUCUACUUGAAUUCGAAUCGUUUUGGUCUUCGUUCAACUCAGCUGUACAUAAUACUGAUUUAGAAGCAACUGAUAAAUUUACGUACUUGAGAAAUAACCUGGUAGGCGAAGCUGAAUUAUUGUUGAAAGGUAUGGGUACCACUGCUGCAAACUAUCCAAUCGCAUACGAAAUGGUAAAAAAGAAGUUUGGUAAUAAAAAGAAAUUAAUUGAUUUAUUAUACGAUAAUUUAACGAAAAUUCCAAAAAGUAACAAAUGGACUAAAAAUUUGCGAAAUACUUACGAUAAUAUUGAAUCGAAUUUACAUGCUUUAGAAGGUGUAGGUGAAAAUAUUCAAAACAACACCAUACUGUACUCGAUGAUUAUGAAGAAGUUUCCAUUUGAUAUAAUUAUGAAAGCCGAUUUGGAUGUUGCAAGUAACGAUUUAUCCGAAUUGAGGCAGAAAGUUGGCGAAUUGAUAUGGAAACAAGAGCAAUAUUGUGGUACGAAUUGGAGUGAGUCAUCCGAUAAUAAUCCUAAUAAAAAAGAUUUUUUCAAAGGUACUACAGAGAGCUUGAUAACUGGUGAUAGAAAACCGAGUAAAAAAUGUAUCUAUUGCGGUGAAACGUCACAUUAUUCCGAUGAAUGCAGCAAAAUAACGACAUUGGAAGACCGAAGAAAGAAAUUGAAUGGUCGUUGCAUCAUUUGUUUGAAUCCUGGUCAUCUCGCUAAAGACUGUACGGUAAACAAACCAUGUGUACAUUGUAAGAAACGUCGUAGUCAUCAUCGUAGUUUAUGUAUUAAAUUAUUUUCAAAAGAAGUUAGUAAUCCUGAACCAACUGAAUCUUUACUAAUGAAAGAUCAAGAAGGUAACCUGUUAGCAGCCACAAUCAACGUUGGUAAUGAAAGUCGUGUUCAGAAAGUUACCUCAAUUCUGGAUAGCGGUUCAAGAAGAUCGUACAUUACUACGAGGUUGGCCGAUAAAUUAAAAUUGAAGCCUCUUCAUUAUGAAACGAUUAGAAUUUCUACGAUUUGUUCCGAAGCUCCUCGAGAAAUUUCAACCAAGGUCGUUAGUUUAGAUAUUUUUACAAAUGAUGGUGAAAAAAUAAAAAUCACUGCAAAUACGAUACCUAAAAUUAUUAAUCGAAUAAAUCACCACGAUAUUAAGUUAGAUUCCAGAUUCAAGAAAUUCAAGCUCGCUGAAGUUGAUAAAAAUCUUGUACCUGAACUCCUGAUUGGAAAUGACUACAUGUUCGAUUUUAUGGUCAUGGAAAAAGUAAUUAUUGAUGAUUCAACUUCGUUAAUCAAUUCGAAAUUUGGAUGGCUGGUUGUUGGUCGAAUCGAUAAAAACCACGAAACUCCAGUUUUCUUCUCCGAGAUUGAAAUGGUAGAAAACCUAUGGAAAUUAGAUGCGAUUGGGAUAGAUGAUUCAACCUCAGUGGAGGAUAUUGGCGAUGAACUUGCGAAUUGAAAAAUGUCUGCUCAGGCCAAUAUCGGGACCGAGCCGGAAUCGGAGCCUUUGCUGAGUGUUCUGGAUAUGAUUUUGCUGGCUGCUAUCAUGGUGAUCACUGUUUGGUGGUAUUUUAAGAAUUAUCGCAAAAAGGAUGAG
Messenger RNA from Planococcus citri (citrus mealybug), 2820 nucleotides. RefSeq names its product NADPH--cytochrome P450 reductase (gene Cpr). The record is from RefSeq and is a predicted model, not a curated record. Gene Ontology annotation, cellular component: cytosol. Bases 811 to 2682 code for a protein of 623 amino acids. Gene Ontology annotation, molecular function: flavin adenine dinucleotide binding; nucleic acid binding; FMN binding. NCBI's taxonomy places the organism in Eukaryota, Metazoa, Arthropoda, Insecta, Hemiptera, Pseudococcidae. Gene Ontology annotation, biological process: response to hormone. The transcript is spliced from 2 exons.